ACUGAGAGGGGCGGUUAGAUGUGAUGAUGGCAUGUCAUUGAUGUUAUUUUGUCAUCUGUAAAAGGUGGCAAUUGUAAACACAUAGCCUAAACUGAUUCAGAGAGGUAGAACACUGGCAGGUCAGCGGCCGUAAGAAAGGAAUGUGGAUGAAGAGCAAUCGACAGCACAGCGCCUGAAGAGCUCCCAGCGCGGCGCGACAGCGAAAGUGAGAUCAAGUGGGAUGCAGUUGCAACCUGAAGCCCAGUCAGUGUAGAUUGGAGUUGGCAUUUGCUGUUGUUAUCUCGGCAGCAUCAAACCUGACCUUUUCUCCACUGGCGUGCAUCUUUGAAGUAUGUGCUGUCCACAGGUUUUCUGUCUCCCAAAGGACGAUAUAUGGUUAUCCACCCGGUAAAGAAAGCAACACUUUUCUCCUAAACAAAUUCAACUCUACUCUUCAACUACUCUUUUCGGACUGCUCUUGUGUUUUGGAUUGCCUUAAAUUUCUCGAGUAUUUCAAGAUGUAGCAGCCAUCCUGAGUGGGUAAUAAUGGUGAUGCUGUUCCUGGUCCUCUCCUCAGGUGACAGAGGCUCCAGGCCCCAGGGGAGGGAGAGGCUGGCCUGGCUGUAGGCUGGCAGCAUGAAGCACCUAGCCAUCUCCAAGUGGCUCAGUCAGCUGGGUCUGCCGCAGUACUGCACUCUGUUUGACGACGACUAUGAUGGGGUGGAGGACCUGUUGCACCUGAAUGAGCUGGAUCUGCUGGAGCUGGGGGUCCGUAACCACCUCCACCGCAUCCACCUCCUCACGAGCAUCCAGAUACUGCAGGAGAGCGAGAGGAGGAGAGAGCUGAGGAUGAUGGCGGAGGGGAAGUUUGCCAGUCUGCCCAGGAAUAUGCACAUGGGCGUGGGCAGCAGGCAGUGUCCCUUGGCCUCCUCCAUGGACCUGCUGACCUCCAGGCCUGCAGUACCAGAGCUGCCCCCAGCCGGAUACCACAGUGUCUCCAUCCACGGCACUCUGCCUAGGAGGAAGAAAGGGUCCCCAGCCCCGGCCCAGGGCCCUGCCCGCUCCUGGGACAUGUACAGCCACAUGGGCACCCUUCCCCACCCGGCCCGCACCCACCUGCCCUCCUCGCCGCUCAUUCACAACAUCAUAGAGGAACACCAGCCUUACCAUACAGGGAGGGAAGGCCACUCUGCAUACAGGGACCUCAGCAGCAGCAUGGAUCCCACCAUGGAGUACGUCAAGUUCUCCAGGGACAAGUACAUCAUGGAGGGUCCACCGGAGAAACUACGCAAGGAGCUGGAAGACGAGCUGAAGCUGGGCAGUGAGGAACCACGCAGCCACGCCUGGUACCAUGGUGCCAUCCCCAGACAGGUGGCAGAGAACCUGAUCCAGAGAGACGGGGACUUCCUGAUCCGGGACUCUCUGUCCAGCCCUGGGAACUACGUCCUGACCUGCCAGUGGAAGAACAGCCCGCAACACUUCAAAAUCAACAAGAAGGUGGUGGCCAUGAACGAGGCCUACUCCCGGGUGCAGUACCUGUUCGAGAAGGAGGGCUUCGACAGCGUGCCUGCCCUGGUGCGUUACUACGUUGGCAACAGGAAGCCAGUGACGGAGGCGGUGGGGGCCAUCAUCUUCCAGCCCAUCAAUAGGGCCUUGCCCCUGCGCUGCCUAGAGGAGAAGUAUGGGGUGGCCUGUGUCCGUGUGGAGGCUGGCCUGACCCUGCCCGAGAGGAAGAGCCAGACAUCUAAACGCCUGAGCCUCAACAUYAUGAACGGACACACCCAGGACCACAGCCUCGGACGGGGGAACCUGCUUAGGAACAAAGACAAGUGUGGAAGCCAGCCGGCGUGUCUGAACCACGUUCAGGAGAGACGACGGCCCCUCAAAACCCACCAGUCAGAGAGCUUCCUCCCGCUAGGCUCCAGGGCCCAGCCCCAGCUCAUGGAGCACCAGCCAAGCCCCAAGUCUCCAGUAUUUAGGACGGGUAGUGAGCCGGCACUCAGCCCCACCGUGCCAAGGAGGAUGGCCUUUGAGACCCAGGCCGGGGAGGCCAUACGGGGCUCAGACAGCCAGCUCUGCCCCAAGCCGCCCCCUAAGCCCAGCAAGGUGCCCUCCAUCAGGAUCCCCCACUCCCCACGUCUGCAGCCCCUGGCUGCCCCAGCCCCGGGUCCCCCUGUACCCCCACUGAAACCCAAGAAGCAGCAUGUGAUCCAGGCUCUCCAGCCUCCGCAGCCCCCCAGCCCAGAAGUGAAUUACUGUGAACUCAGCCCCUGCAGCCCAGCAGAGUUGGACAGGCUCCAGGCCCCAGCUCCAGGGCCCCAGCCCAACAACAACAGCUACGUMGAGAGGCUGAGGACAGAGGAGAGCCAGAGGAGCAGCUACGGCUCCAAAUUGGACCGCAGCUCCUACCACCACGCCAUCGAAGCCCUGGAGAAUGGCAGCGAAGAGGAGGUAGAAGGAGGUGGAAAAGGAGGGAUGGAGGAGAUAGAGGAGACUGUGGAGAAGGAGUUCCGGCGGCCGGUGUUGGAGACUGCGUCUGCGUUCCGGCCGGGGGAGUUUGAGUCGAGGCUGCUGCCUGCAGAGAACAAACCCCUCGAGAUGAGUGUACUGAAGAGAGCCAAAGAGCUGCUGGUCCAUAAAGACCAUCACAUCAUCGCCAAGCACAUCCUCAUGGCAGAUUGCCAGGUUGCUAGGGUACAUGGCAUCUCUGAGGAGGCGAAAGCUCAAAUGGGUGUGUCAUCUGGUCUGGAGCUGGUGACCUUACCCCACGGCAGGCAGCUGCGGCAAGACCUGAUGGAAAGGCACCACACCAUGGCCAUCGGGGUUGCUGUGGACAUCCUGGGCUGCACAGGAAGUCUGGAGGAGCGGAGCGCCACUCUGAACCGUAUCAUCAUGGUGGCUCUAGAACUGAAGGACUCCAUGGGGGACCUGUACGCCUUCUCCUCCAUCAUGAAAGCACUGGACAUGCCUCAGAUCACACGGUUAGACCACACCUGGACCAUGCUGAGGAGGAAGUACACUCAGACUGCCAUCAUAUACGAGAAGUCUCUCAAGCCAUUUUACAAGGGACUGUAUGAAGGAACAGUGGACAUGCCCCUGACUGGCACCACAGUGCCUCUACUGAUGCCCCUGCUGAUGCUGAUGGAGCGCCCGGCGGUGGCGUUCGAGGGCAUGGAGCUGUGGGAGAGCAACGACCAGGGCUGUGAAAUCCUGCUACGCCACCUGGAGGAGGCUCGCAGCGUGGCACACAAUGCUGACUCAUACACCGCCAACACUGAACGAGUCCUGCAAGAUUUCCAGGCUGACGAGGACCUGCUGGAGAUCUGUAAAACAGACUUCCAGCUGCGUCUGCUGUGGGGCAGCAGAGGGGCGGCCGUCAACCAGACGGAGAGAUACGACAAGUUCACACUCAUCCUGACUGCUCUGUCCAGGAAGCUAGAGCCAGCGGUCAAACACACAGAACUCUGAACAGGACAGUCAGGCUGGUUAAGAGAGAGGAUGAGGAAGACUGUUACAGAGCGAGACCGCUGUCCUUUCCCAACCUGUCCACUGGAGGGAGUGUGAGUCAGAUCCAUCUGGAACUCAUCCUUGGCAGGACACCAAUCUGAGUGUGCUGAUAUGAAAGGGGGAAAAUGUCCCUCCUUGACGCAGGAGGGGGGGGGGGGUUGCCUCAUCCCAGAUCCGUUUGUGCUCUUGCCUACUAUUUGGAGGCGGCAGGUAGCAUAGUGGUUAGAGCGUUGGGCCAGUAACCAACCGAAAGGUUGCUGGAUCGAAUCCCAGAGCUG
Molecule: messenger RNA, 3764 nt
Organism: Salvelinus sp. IW2-2015
Lineage: Eukaryota; Metazoa; Chordata; Actinopteri; Salmoniformes; Salmonidae
Product: breast cancer anti-estrogen resistance protein 3-like
Biological process (GO): small GTPase-mediated signal transduction; positive regulation of peptidyl-serine phosphorylation
Molecular function (GO): phosphotyrosine residue binding; guanyl-nucleotide exchange factor activity
Source: RefSeq, a predicted model, not a curated record